This is a messenger RNA of Exophiala mesophila, 1208 nucleotides long. RefSeq lists its product as uncharacterized. Gene Ontology annotation, biological process: tRNA wobble uridine modification. The record is from RefSeq and is a predicted model, not a curated record. NCBI's taxonomy places the organism in Eukaryota, Fungi, Ascomycota, Eurotiomycetes, Chaetothyriales, Herpotrichiellaceae. The transcript has 2 exons. The coding region runs from base 177 to 1208 and encodes 343 amino acids. Gene Ontology annotation, cellular component: elongator holoenzyme complex.
GUCCAUCCGAAAGUUAAGAACUUCAGCAAUAUUUUUUCCACUCCUCACUCCAUACACCACACUAUAAACACCAAAGUCCUGGCCUUGUGGUUCAGAAAAGUAGAACACCUGCUGAGAUCAACAAAAUACGAAAUAGACGGACUGAACUGAACUGGACUAAUUCAAUCAGGGAGAAAAUGCCCAUCGCGGCACCUCUCCCUCAGGCUAUUGUCCCAUAUUUGAGGUCGAGUAUCUCGACACCAUCAUCAACACACACUCAGACUCUAGUGACAUCCACACUAUCGACGCCUUCGUUAUGGCUUUUACUGCGUCUUGCUUACGUUUCCAUCUACGGAAUUGAGGAUCAGGGCCACAACCAGCGUCGUCGACAACCGUCUGGUCCUGUGGCUAUCGGUGGUAACAGUCGCGACGGCCAUAAUCUGGGAGAGUCAGAAGGGACAAAUGUCGUGAUCGUUAGUUUUGUCAGGGAUUACCUGACAUGGUGUGAGAUGGGGAAGAAGUUGGGUCUUGAUUUUCCGGCUUUAGUAAAGGCGAAGAGACUCUUCUAUGUGGACGGUCUGAGGAGGGGUUCAGCGCCGUCCACUCCUCAUCCAACAAUGAGUCCUGGCUCUCAAGAGCAGGGGACGACGGCGUUGAAAUCACUGGCGUUGAACGACAUCACCGCCACUGUGAAUCAAGUCCUACGUUCAGCUUCUAGCUCGUCGACGGAUCGAGCCGACAACAGAACCUCAUCAUCUACUGUCCAGAGGAUACCUGCAGCGGCUGCAACAGCAGGUCCCCGUCCACCGACCGCUACAUCAGUCUCUUCUUCAGCGCCGACCGUGAUCCUGGACGGCUUGGACUUCGUCCUCGCGUCCCAACCAUCCACGACACCAUUGUCCUUGAACGCCCUUGUUUCAGCAGUCCGUUUGCAGUCACUGGCUACAAUCGUCACGGCUCAAGCCGACUCGCCCCUCCUGCACAACGCCAUGUCGCCCCUUGAGACGGACCAUGCGCAUCUCGUCACCAGUCUGGCGCAUCAGAGUGAUUGGGUUUUACAGCUGAGAGGCUUGGAUACCGGCAGUGCUAACGAUGUCAGUGGGGUCGUCAGGGCCAGUAGAGGUGGCCAGUCGGAGGAUCAACCGAGCGAUUUGGCUGAUGGAGAGUGGUUGUAUCACAUCAAAGGCGAUGGAACAGUCAGAGUCUGGGGGAGGGGAGAGCUGAAUUGA